This is a messenger RNA of Vicia villosa (hairy vetch), 1884 nucleotides long. RefSeq lists its product as uncharacterized. Bases 233 to 1522 code for a protein of 429 amino acids. The transcript has 3 exons. The record is from RefSeq and is a predicted model, not a curated record. NCBI's taxonomy places the organism in Eukaryota, Viridiplantae, Streptophyta, Magnoliopsida, Fabales, Fabaceae.
AAUAAAAGUCUCUCUCAUUUCGAGCACUAACGAGGAAGCAGCAGUGUCGAAAACCCACUCAAAGUGAUCUUCAUCCUCCUUCUCAUUCUUAUAGCAAUCAAGUAUCAAUCUGGUCAAGCUUGGACAAUUUUCAUUAUUUGAAUCGGUAGUUUGCAGCCCCGGUUUUCUAUUUGAUAUAGUGAAAGGGUUGAACUCGCUUUUUCUUGCUACCAGGUUACAGGGUUUUACCCUGAUGUGGCGUAGAGGCAGAGAAGGUUUCGGCCGUCUUCGACGGUUCUCAACAGCGGUGCGACGGCGCUCAGAAGACGAAGGUGACUGGCUCUAUGCCUCAGAGUGGUGGGGUUCUAGCAAUGACGACGGAAAAACCAUUCUGCGAUCAACUUCUGCUAAGGGAAAUGGCGUCGUUUCAGUCGUCGCACAUCCCUCCUCCCGACCCAAUAAAAUGCAUUGGUCAAAAAUGGAAAGAUGGUUGCAGCAGAGGUGUGAGGAGGUGCAUCCUGGAUAUGGCAAUGAAGGGAAUCUGAGGGUGCUUGGAUAUCAAUGGCGGGUGCUGCGUUUCAAUGAUGUUACUCGCCAGAGCACGGCAAAAGUAAUGCUAACUUACCGCGAAAACAAGCCGGAACUUGUCUAUCUUAUGCAACAACCACAUUGCUUGGCUGUUCCAUACGUGAAGAGUAUGGUUUCUGCUGGGUUGAGUGCUUUAUCCUCAUGUAAUUUUGAUAUUACUAACACAUUACAGGGAAAGAAAAAUAUGCACAUUUUAUGCAUUGGUCAAGGUGGGGGAAGCUUACCAUUGUUUUUGGCAAGUAAAAUCCAAGGUGCUAUUGUCCAUGUAGUUGAAAUUGAUCCACUUGUUAUCUCGGCGUCGAUACGUGCUAUGGGGUUCCCAGCUUUUUCACUCAUGACACAAUCAGGUCACCGGUCUUUUGCAAAACCCGAUAUCAUUAAUGAAGUUAUGUGGAAAGGCAUCCAUGAGAGGAUUUGCCUUCAUGAAACAGAUGCUGAGGAAUUUAUUACUAAUAAUACCAAUCUAUAUGAUAUGAUCUUUGUUGAUGCUUAUGAUGGUGAUGAUGUCUUUCCCCACAAGUUAUGGGACCCAGAUUCGCCUUUCCUAAAAUCUCUUAAAACUCGCCUUCAUCCCAACCAUGGUACUGCUGUGGUGAACCUGCAUUCUGACGUUGAUGUACGGAACCAUGAUGGAUCAACUCCAUCUGAGUUUGAGCAAGUUUUACCAAUGGGAAAGUAUGUGUCUCAGGUGUGCAGAGCAUACAAGGACGUGCUUUUAGGAACUGGAAGCUCUGGAGAGAAAAGAGGUUCUGGCAUUGCUUUUACUGUUGCAGUUCCUUGGACCUGUAAUACGUCCCUAGUUGCUUGUAGAGGUUUUGGUAGAGAUAAUCAAUAUAUUAACCGGGACUUGGUUCUAAACACUCUCAUAUCCAAAUCCCUUGAACUGGAACAUGUUAUGGACUUGCCAUUCUCAUGUUUGGAAUACAUAAAAGAAGGUCUUAUUCUUGUUGACUAGUUUGUUGACCAGAAUAUCUAUGUAAUAUGUUUUUUCUUGAGACAUAGUACUAAAUUGUGGCAAAAAAAUACUUAUACAGCUCUUGAGAUGCCAUUGUUUUUAUAGUUGUGUUUUAAUCGUUAGUAGCUAAGAUUUGAACUUUCAACCUCCUUGUCAAACUCGUUUAAUUGUUAUUAACUCAAACCACUUGAGCCAUACCAUUUCAGUAUUUUUUUUUUUUUAGUUCAGGUAUUAAUUUUAAUUUAACUGUCUUAUAGUUUUGAAUUAUUAAUUUGAAGGAGAAGUUGGGGAUAGGUGUUGGUUGCUGUGUUUAUGAGGUGUUCAACUGAUCGUAACUAGUUUUGUCGGGCUUCUAUUAUGUA